AUGGAGGCGGACGACUCGGACCUGGCGGGCCAGUACCUGCAGCAGUUCGAGCUGGACCGGCUGGAGGGCGCCGUGAAGCGCGAGCAGGGCGCGGGCGCCGAGACGCCGCCCCCGCCGCCGUCGCAGCCGCCGCAGCAGCCGCAGCGCCUGCCGUCGAUGCCGCUGCUGCAGCCGUCGCCGCCGCACCACCUGCUGACGCCCCCGGGGGAGGACGCGCACCCGCUGUACGGCGCGGGCCAGCAGCACGCCGGCGUGCUGGUGAAGGCGGUGUCGCAGCACGCGCACGGCGGCGAGCCGGGGCUGGUGGCGCUGCAGCACCCGGGCACGCCGCCCGACACGCCGCCCGUGAGCGCGUCGCCCCCGCACUACGCCGCCGCCGCCGCCGCCGCCGCCAUGGCCGCGGCCGGCGCGCUCCCCGACGACAUGGGCUGGUUCCCGCAGUCGGCCGUGCGCUACCUGGCGCCCGAGCCGCUCGACCUGCGGCCCAACUGCGCCGCCGACAACAUGAUGGAGCCGCAGGGCGCGCCGGUGCUCGCCGCCGCCGGCUGGGCGCCGGGCCCCACCUCCGUCAUCACGGACGGCUGCCGCAAGCUGCUGGCCGAGUACGCGCCGCACCACCACCACCACCACCGCCACCACCACCACGGGCACCACCACGGCGAGGAGCAGGUGCCGGUGCGGCCGCUAGGCGCCGGCUCGGUGUCGCCCGGGGCGCACCACCACCACCACCAGCCGCAGCACCACCACCACCAGCAGCACCACCACGAGCUGGCGCCGCCGCCGCCGCCGCAGCCCCAGUACGCCGCCUCCACCGCCUCCUCCACCGAGGACAUCCUCAACGACGACGCGCUCAUGUCGCUGUCGGUGCGCGAGCUCAACAAGAAGCUGCACGGCUACCCGCGCGAGGAGGUGGUGCGCCUCAAGCAGAAGCGGCGCACGCUCAAGAACCGCGGCUACGCGCAGAACUGCCGCAGCAAGCGGCUGCAGCAGCGCCAGGAGCUCGAGGUGACCAACCGCACGCUGGUGGCCGAGCUGCAGCGGCUCAAGGUGGAGCUGGCGCGCGUCACGCAGGAGCGAGACCUGUACAAGCAGCGCCUCGAGCAGCAGCUGCGCCACGCCGCCCCCGCGCCGCCCCCGGCAGUCUCAUUGGACCCCGGGUCCAGCGCGAAGCGGCACGGGGCGGCGCUCGGCUGUUGCUGGAGGGUGCUGGAGGCUGACAGGCGGCGUGCGCCGCGAUUAAUGCAGGCCGGCCGCCGCGCCUGGAAUGGAGUGACAGUAAUUGACGCGCGGCGUGGCGACGGGGGCGCCCCUGGCGGCCGCGCCACGCACUAA
This is a messenger RNA of Schistocerca cancellata (South American locust), 1332 nucleotides long. Its product is annotated as transcription factor MafB-like. The record is from RefSeq and is a predicted model, not a curated record. Gene Ontology annotation, cellular component: nucleus. Gene Ontology annotation, molecular function: RNA polymerase II cis-regulatory region sequence-specific DNA binding; DNA-binding transcription factor activity, RNA polymerase II-specific. The transcript has 2 exons. Gene Ontology annotation, biological process: regulation of transcription by RNA polymerase II. Lineage: Eukaryota; Metazoa; Arthropoda; Insecta; Orthoptera; Acrididae. The coding region runs from base 1 to 1332 and encodes 443 amino acids.